This is a messenger RNA of Suricata suricatta (meerkat), 2147 nucleotides long. RefSeq names its product vesicle associated membrane protein 4 (gene VAMP4). Gene Ontology annotation, cellular component: membrane. The transcript is spliced from 8 exons. The record is from RefSeq and is a predicted model, not a curated record. Gene Ontology annotation, biological process: Golgi ribbon formation; vesicle-mediated transport. Lineage: Eukaryota; Metazoa; Chordata; Mammalia; Carnivora; Herpestidae. The coding region runs from base 233 to 652 and encodes 139 amino acids.
GCCGCGGAGCGCAGAUCGGCUCGAUGAGCGGGGGCGCAGCUGCGGCGGAGCGGCCGACGCUGGGUCCGCGCCCACUGUCUCCCCCUCCCUGCUUUCUCUCUGCGCUUUCCACUCCUCCCCCCUCCCUCCCAGCGCUGUCGGCCCCAGAGAGCUGCCCGGAGCUCCCCGGGAGACUCAGGUGGUGAAUAUUUGUUCUGCUGGGAAACAGAAGAGUACUUCUUGAGUAAAAAGUAUGCCUCCCAAGUUCAAGCGCCACCUAAAUGAUGAUGAUGUCACUGGUUCUGUGAAAAGUGAAAGGAGAAAUCUUUUGGAAGAUGAUUCAGAUGAAGAAGAAGACUUUUUUCUAAGGGGACCAUCUGGACCAAGAUUUGGACCUAGAAAUGAUAAAAUUAAGCAUGUUCAGAAUCAGGUGGAUGAAGUUAUUGAUGUCAUGCAAGAAAAUAUUACAAAGGUAAUUGAAAGAGGGGAGAGACUAGAUGAACUACAGGACAAAUCAGAAAGCUUAUCGGAUAAUGCGACUGCUUUUAGCAACAGAUCCAAACAACUUCGAAGGCAGAUGUGGUGGCGUGGAUGCAAAGUAAGUGAGAAGACACUGGAUAAAAGCCAUCAUGGCUUUGGUCGCUGUUAUCCUUUUGCUAGUGAUUAUCAUUGACCCAGUAGAGCUGACUAAUGUCAGGAUUGAAUAAUGACUUCUGACCCAAAUCAGGACCUCUUAACCUACCUAGGAUCUGUAGCUCUGAAAAUGUUCGUAAAUGGUGUGUAAAGUUUUAUGUUUUUGCACAUGUACAUUUUUAUGGGAGAGAGUCUAUAACUUUUAUCAGAUUCUCAAAGAUUAACUUCCUACACCCCACCCCCACCCACCAAUAUAGGACUAAGCCAUUUGAGGCCAAAUGUGGCUACUCUUACACCAGUUUCAUUAUUAACUUUAGGUAUGGAAGCUUGUAUUUCAUACUAUCAUUUGGAGGACAAACCCAGAUAAAUUUUCACCAUAUGAUAGUUUUUUGUUUUGUUUUUUAUUUUGGAUUUGAACUUGCUUUCAGGCUUUAAAGCAUAAGUCUUCUCCUUUCCUUUUUUUCCUGGGUAUUCUUAUUAAAGUCGAGUCAUUUUUGUUAUCUGUUUUUCUCCAAAGCCUCUUUACCUAUGUUUACAGGGAUUUUUAUGACGAUUUGAAAGUGUCUCAAAACAGCCAUUUGAAAAUUUCCAUGGUAAUAUUCUUUGUAAACAGAAAAAGUUUGUUCCAAAGAAAUAUUGCUGAUCCUCAGUGGGUUCUGUGUUUGGGAAUUCCCCCCAGGUGACACUGAUUUAUAAACCAGAAAUCAAUAUUGAGGUGCUUUCCCAGGCGCUGGCAGCUGUGUUGAGAGCAGAGACGAUUCAAGUCCCCUGACAUGCCCGUUCUCAACUGAUGUCCAGUGGGGCCAUGCUCUGCCUUUCUGGUUUCAGCUCUCAUAAGAUAAACAGGUGUCUAAGUCUAUUUAGUGCCACAUUUCUCACAUUUUGUGUAUUUGGUUGGUGAUUUCACUGUUCAAGUGGCCCCGAGUGUAGUGCCGAAGUGCUGUGCAGCCUCAGGAAGGCUGUGAUGUGCCGUAUGGAAAGUCCAUGUGCUAGAUAAGCUCCAUUUGGGCAUGAGCUCCAGUGCUGUUGGCCAGGAGCUUAAUGUUAAUGACUCGACAAUAUAUAUUAAAAGGUAAAGAAAACACAAGGCUAUAUAUUGAUUGGUUAACAAAAAUGUAACCAGGAGCUUGCAAGAAUUUAACCCUGCAUUUUCCCUAGGAACAACGAUUCAGUAUUCACUGAGUCAAUGUUUGUGGUGACUUUAUAGAACGUAAUUACUGUAGUUACCAAGAAUCGACCAUACAUUGAUGGUUGAUAAUUUGGAAAAUGUGGAAUAAAACAUAAGUAGUAAAAUUCACUUGUAAUCUUACUCUGCAGAGAUAGCUACAGUUAGUAUAACUAUUAUAUAUACUUCAAGUCUUUUCCUAUUAAUAUAUUAAGCAUGCUUUUCAAAAAUUAAUAUCAUAUAUACUUUCCAAUAUAUAUUAUAAAGUGGGAAAACAUAAUAUUUAAAAAAUAUUUUAGCAGCUUUAUGCCAUGGUAAUACUGCCAUAAUCUAUUUGAUCAAAAUGCCAAUAGUAGGGGUACCUGGCUGC